ACGGCUAUCCUUGCGGCUAUCAGCUCAGACACAUAUCCAUCCAUUCCCCGUCCUUGCUAGCGUCUGACCUUCCUUGCUUUAAACCUCCAUGUCCACUCCCAUCCGCAAGAAACGCAACUUCAAGGCCCUUCAGCUCGAUGUCGCCCAGUCUGCAAAAGUACCGGAGCCGAUACCAGAUCCAAAGCCCACAAGGCUCGCACCCACGACAACGACAACGGGGGGCAAGAAACGUCCUCCCCCAAUGACUCUCGCAGCCCCAAAGAUACAGCCGGCAGCGACAAACCUAAACGUCGACAACGAUGGCAGCAUGAUGACCGUCGCAAACGGCCCCAGCUCUGCACCUGCCACAGGCUCUGUGUCUGCACGGAGAAUGACCUACCACACCACACUCUCCAACACAUUGGCGAACCUCGACAUGAAUGCAGAGACACGGUACGACCUUAGAAAUGAAGAUCUGAAGGACUUGAGGGAGCUGGGCCAAGGAAAUGGAGGAAGUGUCAAAAAAGUUGAACACACUCCCACAGGCAUGAUCAUGGCAAAGAAGAUUGUCCUUAUCGAUGCAAAACCAUCCGUACGAAAGCAGAUUCUCCGUGAAUUGCACAUCAUGCACGACUGUCAUUCCAAGUACAUCAUCUCAUUUUACGGUGCAUUCCUUUCGGACCCCAAUAUUUGUAUCUGCAUGGAGUAUAUGGACAAAGGCUCUUUGGACGGGAUAUACAAGAAAAUCGGGGCUAUUGAUAUCGAGGUUGUUGGCAAAGUCGCACUUGCCGUCUUGGAAGGUUUGACAUACCUAUACGAUGUUCACCGUAUCAUUCACCGUGAUAUCAAGCCAUCCAAUAUCCUGUGCAAUUCACAAGGGCACAUCAAGAUCUGCGAUUUUGGCGUUUCAGGGGAACUCAUCAAUUCGAUUGCUGAUACAUUCGUAGGUACAUCGACAUACAUGAGCCCUGAGCGUAUACAAGGCGCUCAAUAUACUGUCAAAUCUGACGUGUGGUCCCUUGGGAUAUCGUUGAUUGAGCUCGCCUUGGGCAGAUUUCCUUUCUCAGAGUCGGAUCCGGAUGACUCCGACCUAUCUGACUUUGAAGGAACACUUUCGCCUGGAACAGUAGGGCUACCGCCUGCGCCACCGAAGAAAGAUUCCAAGAAGGACCGAAGGAAGAGCAAGGGUGUCAGUUUACAAGGUGGUGGGAGGAUGAUGAGUAUCCUGGAACUAUUACAGCAUAUUGUCAACGAGCCGGCGCCACGGUUGACACCUGAAGGCAGAUUCCCAAAAAACGCGGAGGAUUUCGUAGAUAGUUGUUUGCUGAAGGACCCAGACGCAAGGAAAACACCAAAAGAUUUACUGAAACAUUCAUGGAUAGACCUUGCUCGGGAGUCAACAUUUGACCUCGAGGCGUGGGCGAACACAUUCUGAGCUGGCUCCUGACGCUUCAUCCAUUUUCCUCUAUCGUGUAAAUCUUUUACGUCUCGCCUCGAAGCACUGUACGAUUUGUCGGCUCAUCUCCCUUUCCUUGUUGUCUCACUGUACCCGCUGCACGCCUAAAUACCAACGUUUUUAGUUCUUGAUGUAAUGUAGAAGAACAUCGAGAUCUUUCCUUCGAGAGGAUGUAUGAGGGUUUGCGACCCCCCUUGUAUAUUUGACGCAAUCAACCAAAGCUUUGUACGCAAU
Molecule: messenger RNA, 1669 nt
Organism: Serpula lacrymans var. lacrymans S7.9
Lineage: Eukaryota; Fungi; Basidiomycota; Agaricomycetes; Boletales; Serpulaceae
Exons: 5
Coding region: 89-1414 (441 amino acids)
Biological process (GO): protein phosphorylation
Molecular function (GO): ATP binding; protein kinase activity
Source: RefSeq, a predicted model, not a curated record